AGUGCCUGGACCAGGGACAGGAGGAGGGACACAAGGGGGGGGGUGCAGGAAGGAGGGGCCCCAUCCGGGCAGGGGCGGAGCAGAACUGCCCAGAGAUUGGCAGGAGACCAGAUCCCAUGGAAGCGGCGAGCUGCAGCUACCAGUUUCGGAUCGCGCUGCUGGGGGACGCUGCGGUGGGCAAGACGUCGCUGCUGCGGCGCUAUGUGGCGGGCGCACCCCGGGCCGAGGAGCCUGAGCUGGAGCAGGAGCCCACGGUGGGCGUGGAGUUCUACAGCCGUGCGCUGCAGCUGCCCGGGUUGCGGGUCAAGCUGCAGCUCUGGGACACAGCGGGUCAGGAGCGCUUCAGGUCCAUCACCAGAUCCUUCUACCGGAACAUGGUGGGCGUCCUGUUGGUCUUUGAUGUGACAAACAGAGACUCCUUUGAACACAUCCAAGAUUGGCACCAGGAGGUCAUAUCCACUCAGGAUCCUGACAAGGUGAUCUUCUUACUGGUUGGUCACAAGAGUGAUCUGAGCACCCGCUGUGUCUCCACCCAGGAAGCAAAGGAGCUGGCAGCCUCUUUGGGCAUGGCCUUCAUGGAGACCUCAGCCAAAAACAACUCCAAUGUGGACCUGGCCUUUGACACCAUCACUACUGCCAUCCAGCAGGCCUUGCAACAAGGGAACAUCAAGCUGGAAGAGGGCUGGGGGGGUGUCCGGCUCCUCCACAGAACCCCAAACCCCAGGUCCUCCAGCAGGAAACAGCACUCGGGUCCAUGCCAGUGUUGAAUCUGGGAGAGAAAGAGUUAAAGUAGUGCAACCUCAGGCUUCCCACAGAGGCAAGGAGAGGUAGUAUUUGACAAAUGCCAGAAGGUUAAAAUCAACAUCAAGGGUCUCUUGGCAUGGUGAGACCUCCUAAAUCUUAGGGUUUUUUUUGUUUGUUUGUUUUUGUUUUUGUUUUGUUUUUGUCUGUCUGUGUGCUGGCAAUUA
Nannospalax galili (Upper Galilee mountains blind mole rat) is the source of this 968-nucleotide messenger RNA. RefSeq names its product RAB42, member RAS oncogene family (gene Rab42). The coding region runs from base 117 to 767 and encodes 216 amino acids. The record is from RefSeq and is a predicted model, not a curated record. The transcript has 2 exons. Lineage: Eukaryota; Metazoa; Chordata; Mammalia; Rodentia; Spalacidae. Gene Ontology annotation, cellular component: Golgi membrane. Gene Ontology annotation, molecular function: GTP binding; GTPase activity.